CCCAUCUUUGCAUAUCACCCUCGUCCUAUCCUUCGCUUUAUCUUUGCUAUUUUUGCUUUUUCCGUUGGUGGAAGUACAGCCUCAAGUUUUCUGGGGCAGACUCUCUUUCGAUUGCGCCAGCUGGAAAGCUUACUUCCAAGGACCCUCUCAUAAAUAGACUGGGUUCCCCGUUUCCGGACUGCAGUUUCCACUCACUCGUCAAGAACUCAUUUGAGCCAUACAGUCCAUGAUGUAUCUCCGAUACGCUGCUGCACUAGCCUCAGUGCUUCCUCUCGCCGUCGCUCAGACAUUUACUGACUGCAAUCCUCUGGAAGAGACAUGCGAUCCUGAUCCAGGCUUGAACAGCAAGACUUUCUCGUCUGAUUUUACGCAGGGUGAAUCUGCCUUGGACGGUUGGGUCAAAGCUUCUGGCGAUGUCACUUUCGGCCCUGAUGGUGCUGAAUUUACCGUGGCAAAGAAGGGUGAUGCACCUACCAUCGACACCGACUUCUACUUUUUUUUCGGAAAGGCCGAAGUGGUGAUGAAGGCUGCGCCCGGUGUUGGUAUCGUUAGCAGCAUUGUCAUUGAGUCGGAUGUUCUCGAUGAGGUUGACUGGGAGGUUCUUGGAGGCGACACCACCCAGGUUCAGACUAACUACUUCGGCAAGGGCGACACCUCCAGCUACGACCGCGGCACUUUUGAAGCCGUCGCUACUCCCCAGGAGAUCUUCCACACCUACACCGUCACAUGGUCGCCCGACGCCAUCUCCUGGAUUAUUGACGGUAACACCGUCCGCACUCUUAACUAUGCUGACGCCAAGGGUGGAAGCCGCUUCCCCCAGACUCCCGCACGCCUGAGGCUCGGAAUUUGGGCUGGUGGCGAUCCCGACAACGCACCUGGCACCAUCGAAUGGGCCGGUGGCCAGACUGACUACAGCGCUGGGCCCUUCACCAUGUACAUCAAGUCUGUUCACAUCGAGAACACCUACCCCGGCUCCGAGUACACUUAUUCCGACAACUCUGGCGACUGGCAGAGCAUCAAGGUCGAUGACUCCACUCCUCCUCAGGAAACCACCAAAACAUCUAGCACUACGACCAGCACGGCCGAACCUACCAGCUCCACCAGCAGCGAUUCCGAAACAACCACAACCACCACCUCUGCCACUGACUCUGAAACCGAGACCGAGACUAGCACCCCGACCUCGAGCUCAGAGACAACCAGUUCCAGCUCUGAGUCGGAGCCUGCCUCUCCCACCGCGACAGAGACUGGAUCUGGAUCCGGCUCUGGGUCCAGCUCUGAGUCCGACUCAGCCUCCUCUACCCCUUCAGACUCUGGCAGCGCAACGCCUACCUCCAACGAAACUAGUGAGGACCCGGAGUUCACUGGCGCUGCCUCGUCCCUGACCCGCUCCGCUGGCGGGCUUUUCACGGUCUUGGGCAUGAUGGCCGCUAUGCUCCAGCUGUAAUUUGAUCACUUUUCUCCCAUUCGCGUCCACGAUAUUAAUAGGCGCUGCACAUACUAAUGAUGUGAAUACAUUGGUUGAUUGGAUUUUAUGAAGCGCGCAAUGGGUUGGUGUCUCUUUUUACCCCAUGUCCACUCUUGCACCUUAAAAGGGUCUGGAAAAUGUUGCACCAUCUCGAUGGAUUUUUAACGAAUUAUUCCGAUUGUUAAUUUUGCUGUCAAGGCCUUCCAGGGCAAUUUAUGCUUGCUUACGCGUGAUGUUAUGACUCGGUGGCCCUGGUUUUUGCUGUCUCUCUU
This is a messenger RNA of Aspergillus nidulans FGSC A4, 1737 nucleotides long. RefSeq names its product protein crhC. Lineage: Eukaryota; Fungi; Ascomycota; Eurotiomycetes; Eurotiales; Aspergillaceae. Gene Ontology annotation, biological process: cell wall organization; carbohydrate metabolic process. Bases 227 to 1444 code for a protein of 405 amino acids. The transcript is spliced from 3 exons. Gene Ontology annotation, molecular function: endochitinase activity; hydrolase activity, acting on glycosyl bonds; hydrolase activity, hydrolyzing O-glycosyl compounds. Gene Ontology annotation, cellular component: plasma membrane; fungal-type cell wall. The record is from RefSeq and is a predicted model, not a curated record.